Molecule: messenger RNA, 3322 nt
Organism: Rhagoletis zephyria (snowberry fruit fly)
Lineage: Eukaryota; Metazoa; Arthropoda; Insecta; Diptera; Tephritidae
Product: zinc finger protein 140
Biological process (GO): regulation of transcription by RNA polymerase II
Cellular component (GO): PcG protein complex; chromatin; transcription regulator complex
Molecular function (GO): RNA polymerase II cis-regulatory region sequence-specific DNA binding; DNA-binding transcription factor activity, RNA polymerase II-specific
Source: RefSeq, a predicted model, not a curated record
UGUGUAAAUGAGACAGCUAGAAGCACUUGCGUUGGCAGCAACAACUACACUAACGAGUUGUGGGUGAACUUGGACGAGUAGAAAAAUUUUUUCAUUUCCACAAGCGAACGCCGAGAAUGCUUCGAAUUCUGUUGCAAUAAAAAAGUUUUAUUAUUUUGAUUAGUAGUCAAAGUCAAGGAACAUUUCAGCAACAACAAGUGCAAACAAUGUGGAGUAACAAAGUGAAAAAAGAAAUAUUUCAAAACAUAAACAGCGUUUUAAUUAGAAAAUAAACGAGGGAAGAAAAAGAUAGAACCGUACCGCCAAUUUGUGAAUUGUGAAAAAGAAUAUCAAUUGGACAAAAAGCUGUGCGCAAAUUGAGUGUGUAGCUGUGGAAAAAAUAUACGAAAACGCGAAAUACAUUUACCAACGCGAGUUGGUAUUGCAGCGAAGGCGCAAGUGAAGCGAGACGCAAAAAAAAAUUCGCGAAAGAAUAGAAUCCGCUGGUUCUCCGUUGGUCAGAAUUUGAACUGUUGGAGAUAAAAAAGCGUACAUACAAGCCGUGUGAAAAAGUGUGGGUAUUUUGGUGUAGUUUCGAAAAUAAUAGCAUUGACAGAGCAGCUUGGAAUUGCUGAAGUACAGCAGCGGGCUUCACAACAACAGCGAACGGUGCUGGCGCGCGAGACCCCCUCGAUGUUGGAUUCCUUGGGAGCUGACUUAGCUAACGCCAACGCCGCUAGGAACGCAACACAGGCUGUGCUGAGCAAACGACAUGGAAAGCAUCUGUAGAUUGUGUUUCCAACCAGCAGCGUUGUUCCAAGUUCCCGGCUAUAAUAUACCCACCUGUGUCAAGUGCUCCGAGCAUCUAACUGCAAACGGUUUCUAUCCAUCGGUACGUGGCGGUGUGGCCGGUGCUGGUGGUGCAAGUGCUGUGGACACACAAAAUCUAGCGAAUGUCGCCGCAGUCGCUGCACAAUUGAGUAAUAACGUCGCCGCUGCGGCAAACAAUAAUAACGUCGCUGCCGUUAACGCUUUGGCACAACAGCUACAGCAGCAACACCAACAACAUCAACAGCAACAGCAACAACAGCAACAACAACAGCAGCAACAACAUCAACUACAAUCAACAAGUUCUUCCGAAAGUAUACAGUCCGCAUCUGAGAUUACAGAGAAGCAAAAUCGUCAAAAUCGGCGCCAAGUUUCCCUUCAGAAUCGCGCGAAAUUAAAAACGGUCACAAUGUCGGCCUUUGAAUUGGAGAAGACCAUACAGCAGUUAGACGUGGACUUGAUUUUCAACGAGGAGGGCUCCUGCCCCCUUUGCAACAAGACAUUCUCACGCAAAUCUUCGCUACUGACACAUAUACGCAAUCAUGCAGCCGAGCGGAAAUUUGUUUGCAAUUUUUGUAAUAAAGGCUUUACACAAGCAGCCAAUUUGCGUAACCAUGAACGCAUACACACAAACGAUCGACCAUACGUGUGUGUGGAUUGUGGCAAACAAUUUACACAGAUCACAAAUUUGAAUAAUCAUCGUCGCUUGCAUACUGGGGAACGCCCCUUCGUCUGCAUAGAGCCCGAGUGCGGGCGCUCAUUUGCGCAGGUGACCAACCUCAACAAUCACAUGAAGACACACCACAAAGUACAGCAAUACUGCUGCAAUCAGUGCCCCAAGAAAUUCACGCAAGUCACCUCGCUCAAUCAGCAUCUCCAAGCGCAUGCCGGCAUUACCGGCUACUAUUGUCCACGCUGUCCGGAUAAGACGUUCAAGCAGCAAUCGCAGCUGCAUACACACAUGAAAUCGCAUGGCAUGGCUUUCCCAUACGAAUGCAGCAAGUGUGAUGAGAAAUUCCUGCAGCAGGCGCAUCUCGAUCAGCAUCUGAAGAUGCACGAUGAAUUCAAAUUCAAAUGCGACAUCUGUCCGAGCUCAUUCAACCAGGAAACGUUGUUGAAGAAACAUGUGCAGCGACAUGUGGAGGGCAGGUACCUCAACUGUCCUGUGCCCAAUUGCAAUGAGGCAUUCGCUGUGCGCCAGCAUUUAUCCAAACACUUGCUAACGAAUCACGCACACAAUGAGCUGCCGCCGCCGAAACGUUCAAAGAAGUCGAUAACACUGCAAUCGCCGCAACAGCCGUUGGCUAUGAUUGGACAGCCACUCUCAAUACAACACACCGCCGGCCAACGUAUGUGUUCGAAUACUGGAAGAAAGCGUGGUCGUCCGCGCAAGAACAAAGAACCUCAAAAUCCUCCCAUCAAAGUUGAGAUUAAUGAGCCAUUGCACAAUCAGCAUGUCAUCAGCAAUGCUAGCGGCUUAUCCAUACAACAACAAAUUAGCCAACAUAUGCAACAGCAGCAACAACAGCAGCAACAACAAUUGCAUCAGCAACAGCAGCAACAACAACAUCAUUUGCUGGCCAAUCAAGUGAAGGCGCGCUUCAUACCGACUAAAUAGAGGCGGCAACUGCAACUGCAGCGGGAGCAGCAUCAGCGCACGUUGAUCCACUAAAUUGCUUUAUAACUACUUUUUAAUAUUAAUUUCGAAAUUUCUAAUUAGUUUCGAAACUUCGAUUUUUUUUAGUAAUAUUUAAGGCUUUAACUUAACUUUUAAUGUUAAUUUUUUACUUCAUUUAUUUGUUAUUGUUUCAUUGUAUUGCAUGCAGUGAUGCGGACCAUCGUGAAUCCUGGAAGUAUGCUAGGAAAAAUGUUGCAUGAAAAUGCGAAAAAGAAAUUAGAAAUUCAACAGUUUAAGAAAUAUAGCUAACUUAGUGUAAAAAAAAUUUUACAAAAAACUUUGCAGACAGGCGGUGGGAAAUUGAUUGGCAAAUGCGUGGCGGUGUGAAGCCGAAAGUUUUGAAAAAAACUGCAGAAUUUUGAAUCUGAAAUAAUUUGGAUUACCCGUUAUUGGUGAAAAAAUACACGAAAAUCUCGUAACAUAUGCUGAACUGCCAAAAUUUGUUUGAAAUAUUUUUUCGUUUUCCGAGUUUUCAACAUUUUACGCAUUUUCCUCACGUUUUUUCUAUAAUCGGUUUUUUUUUUAAUAUUUUCUAAACCAUAAUUUGCCUCGAUUUUCUACCGCAUGUAACGACAUCAGUAAAAAAUUGUAAAUAAUUCUAAAACAGAUUAAAAAAUUAAGUAUAAAAGCAGAGUAAUUUUACUUAUAAUUGUUGCUUGUGUAACAAAUGGCAAACAUUUAUUUAAACAUUUUUAAGUGUUAAAGCGAAAGAAGAAAUUAAAAAAUAACAAUUUUUCUAACAUUGCGAAAAGCUUUAUUUAUCAUAAAAGUCGCAAAAAAAGGUUGCGCCAAAAGGUGGAAAAAAUGAAAUUCUUUUUUUUUAAUAUUUUUUGUUCU